AUGACUUCCACAUUCUCGCGGCUCGUCCGCUUCAGGGCGAGUGACGACCAGAUAUACUACGGCGAGGCCGGUGAUACCUGGCAACAGGACCUGAAGGGCCUCGAAGUCGAGACAUUCGCUGGCUCGAGUCCUUUCAAUCUGGGACCGUCCGGUAAAAAAGCUGUUAUAUCAGAGGUCCUUUGUCCUUUGGCCAGUGUGCCUAUAAUUAUAGGAAUUGGAUUGAACUACAAAAAGCAUGCAGAAGAGGCGAAGUGCCUCAGUCUCUAUUCUUCUGCUGACUACCGCCCAAAAGAUUCACUUGCGGGACCGUAUGAGGACAUACCUGUGCAUGUCGAAGCCAAAUAUCUCGACUACGAGUGUGAGCUGGCAGUAGUCGUAGGCAAGGACGCUAAAGAUAUCAAGGACUCGGAGGAUCCACUCGAGUAUGUCCUAGGCUAUACAGGGGCAAACGAUCUAUCGGCACGAUAUUGGCAGUUUGACUCUAAGCUCAAUGGCGGCCAGCACAUCAUCGCGAAGUCCUUUGACAAAUUUGCUCCCAUCGGUCCUGUCAUCGUGUCUCCACAGACUAUUGGCGAUGCUGAAAACCUGAGGCUCCGUACCUGGGUCGAUGGCGAUCUACGACAAGACGGCUCAACCAACGACCUCCUGUUUGGUAUCAAGGAAAUCAUUCGUUUCCUUAGCGUCGGCAAGACUCUGAGGAAGGGCACUGUCAUUAUGACCGGAACUCCUAGGGGUGUUGCGGCUGGUAUGAAGGAGCCCAUAUGGCUUGAAAAUGGCCAGACGGUGGCAAUUGAGAUCGAGAAGAUCGGAAAGAUAGCCAACAAGCUUGCUUUCUAUUGA
Exophiala aquamarina CBS 119918 is the source of this 840-nucleotide messenger RNA. RefSeq lists its product as uncharacterized. The transcript has 4 exons. The coding region runs from base 1 to 840 and encodes 279 amino acids. The record is from RefSeq and is a predicted model, not a curated record. NCBI's taxonomy places the organism in Eukaryota, Fungi, Ascomycota, Eurotiomycetes, Chaetothyriales, Herpotrichiellaceae. Gene Ontology annotation, molecular function: catalytic activity.